Molecule: messenger RNA, 1142 nt
Organism: Hipposideros armiger (great roundleaf bat)
Lineage: Eukaryota; Metazoa; Chordata; Mammalia; Chiroptera; Hipposideridae
Product: PWWP domain-containing protein 2A
Exons: 1
Source: RefSeq, a predicted model, not a curated record
AAAGCCUGUGGACUUCCAAACCACCACCUCUCUUCCAUGAAGGAGCACCUUAUCCUCCCCCUUUGUUUAUCAGGGACACAUAUAACCAAUCAAUACCUCAGCCGCCUCCUCGGAAAAUUAAGCGACCCAAACGAAAAAUGUACAGGGAAGAACCUACUUCAAUAAUGAAUGCUAUUAAACUACGAUCCAGGCAAGUCCUAUGUGACAAAUGUAAAAACAGUGUUGUUGCUGAAAAAAAGGAAAUUAGGAAAGGUAGUAGUGCAAGUGACUCUUUUAAGUAUGAAGAUAAAAAACGGAGAAAUGAAAGUGUAACUACUGUGAACAAGAAACUGAAAACUGAGCAUAAAGUGGAUGGGAAAAACCAAAAUGAAAGCCAGAAAAGAAAUGCUGUGGUUAAGGUCUCAAAUAUUGCUCACAGCAGAGGCAGAGUAGUCAAAGUUGCUGCUCAGGCAAAUACAUCAAAAGCUCAGCUAAGUACGAAGAAAGUGCUCCAGAGUAAGAACAUGGAUCAUGCAAAAGCUCGGGAAGUGUUGAAAAUUGCCAAAGAAAAGGCACAAAAGAAGCAAAGUGAAACCUCUACGUCCAAAAAUGCACAUUCGAAAGUCCAUUUUACACGUCGCUAUCAGAAUCCUAGCUCAGGUUCCCUUCCACCCCGGGUUCGUUUAAAACCACAAAGGUACAGGAAUGAAGAAAAUGACUCUUCUCUGAAGACAGGACUUGAGAAAAUUCGGAGUGGCAAGAUGGCACCCAAGCCCCAGUCUCGUUGCACCUCUACCCGCGCAGCAGGUGAGGCCCCUUCCGAAAAUCAGGGUCCCUCAGCAGGUCCUGAAGAGGCCAGCAGUGAGGUUCAGGACACAGAUGGAGUGCUUGUGCCUGGUGAGCAGGAUGAACCACAGACACUGGGCAAAAAGGGCAGCAGAAGCACUAUCUCUGUUUACAUGACCCUAAAUCAAAAGACAUCGGACUCGUCCAGUGCUUCAGUGUGUAGCAUUGAUAGCUCAGAUGACCUGAAGUCCUCUAACUCUGAGUGUAGUUCUUCUGAAAGCUUUGAUUUUCCUCCAGGCAGUAUGCAUGCACCUUCCACCUCCUCCACACCCUCCUCUUCAAAGGAAGAGAAAAAGCUCACUAAUUCUUUGAAAAUG